AUGCCUCCUACACGUAAGGGAAGAAAGACCAACUCGAGCUUGACAGCGCCUGCCACUGGUAUGCCGUCUGACGAGCGCUUCUCGGCUCACCAGCUGAAAGUCAUCGACAUUUGCCUCCGCCAGACUGGAUUCGACCUUCGAGGCUUUGCUUGCGGCCCCGUUGCUGAAGGCGAAUGGGAUGCUCUCAAGCUCCUCCACCUCGAUUUUACACUUCCAACCAUUAAUCCUAGCUUGACCACGACUGCCUCCCGUCUUUCCGCCAUCAUCCAUGCUGCUGCUCAGUGUCUCGAAAGCUCUGACUACACCACUCGUGAUGGGGCAUUCUGGAAGGAAGUGAAGAACCUGCUAUCCGACGACAGCACCUUCCAAGCGGCUCCAAUCUCCGACUUUGUCAAAUUCGACAAUCUUCUCUACCGAUUUUACUCGGCAUGGGAGGAUAUCAUGGAACUCAAUGGCACCGCUGUCAAAGCCAAGGCCUCCUCCAAGGACGAACUCCUCGCGGCGACAGAUGAGUACAUUCGGCAGACAGUACGUGGCAAAAAGAACAGCAUAUCAUUCGCCAGGCGUCAUUUUAAGGCCGGAUACCGUGCUCAUUACAAGCCUGAGUUGGAAGAGACUUACUCAGAAGCAUAUCGCAAGGGAAAGCGCGAGGGUGAGAGUGAGUACAAGACCAAGCUCAAAGAGAUGAAGGCACAGAUACGCAAGGAAGAAGCCAACUUGUUCGUACUGAAUAGGGCGACAAUGGAUCGAAAUCGUCAGGUGGCACAUGAGAACAAGUCCAUCACAAAGGAGGUUGAGGAUCUGCAAGCGGAGAAUUCUGAGCUUCGCAGAAUCAACAAAGAGCUCGGUGACCUACUUGGGGCAUCACAGCAGAAAGCAGCACCCUACAGAUCAGAAGGAAGCACUGAGGAGAGAUCGAAUGGAUUUGUCUUUGGUGAAGUGGUCGAUCUCUUUGAUUAA
Molecule: messenger RNA, 960 nt
Organism: Colletotrichum fioriniae
Lineage: Eukaryota; Fungi; Ascomycota; Sordariomycetes; Glomerellales; Glomerellaceae
Source: RefSeq, a predicted model, not a curated record